This is a messenger RNA of Triticum dicoccoides, 813 nucleotides long. RefSeq lists its product as uncharacterized. Bases 198 to 626 code for a protein of 142 amino acids. The transcript is spliced from 3 exons. NCBI's taxonomy places the organism in Eukaryota, Viridiplantae, Streptophyta, Magnoliopsida, Poales, Poaceae. The record is from RefSeq and is a predicted model, not a curated record.
CCGGUCGUCGUGGGACGUGGGAGACCGAAAUCACUUCCUCGCCCCAAAAUCUUGUCGACGGCGCCGCCGCCGCCGCCCCCGGCACCUCCUCCCGAGGCUUGUAGCGCUUCGCGACGGCAGCACGCCCUGUCCCAGCUUGUUAGCUCCGACGCAGAUCCUCUUUGGCGCCCUCCGUGUCCAGUCUAGCUCGGCCGGCGAUGGCAGCGGAGCAGCGGUCGGAGAAGAAGAAUCCGCCGCCGGAGAAGAAGGCCCCGCUCCCGAAGGUGGUCACGCUCAACAAGGCCCUCAAUUUGGCCCAGACAUGGGUGGACAAAAUGAGCUCUCUGGAGCCGGAUGAGCUGAAUGAUAAGGAUUUCGAGGGUCGGCCGUCAGGGCUUGGCCUUGGUGCUAGAGUGGCGCCAAACGCGAAGCGGGCAGCUCCCACCAAUCCAGUGGAGAGGAGGCUGCUCAGGAAGGUGAAUGCGCAGAAGAGGAAGUCAGCGGAGGAAGAGAAAAUAAGUACUCAGGAGGUGAAUGAGGCGAGUGAUGAUGAUAGCGGUGAGCCUCAAGGUAGAACCAGUGCUUGUAGCAAGAAGAGGGAAUUGCCUUCCGUUACUUCAAUGCCAUUAGGGAAGAAGACCAAGUGACAGUUUGUAUGCACGGAACCCUCUAAAUAUUCAUACAUGUCUUGAUGUUCUAGUCAGAUUUUGACAAACCCCUAGGCGAUUCUAUUUUACCAGCUUACACCCUACAGUGGGUAUUUGUUAAAUGUAAGGGCAUAGCUGGGCUGGAUAUUUGGCAACUCAAUUUGAGCAGUUCCAGUGUUUGUAACGC